CCAAUCAAUGCAGUUCCUGCUCGGUACUGCGCACGGUCAAUUGGCGCUGCCCUGUCAAGUUUUGGUUUCGUCAAUUUCAAGCCUGGUACAAAAACAUAUCUCGACAACCGGACCCGCAGCACACAAAACAGCCUUUUACAAUAGAUGACUCGGCUUAUAAGGCUACAACAGCUGCAGUGGCAGCUACAAGAGAACAGCGUCUACGUGGAGAAAAACAGCGAAGACACGAAUUGGCCGAACUCCAAAGCAAGGAGGACCAGCGCCGACGCCAAGAGGCGAACGGGAGCGAGAAUUGAUAAAAAUGUUCAGUUUAAUAACGCAACGCCCAAGCAAGCGAUGCAGUGCUUCCAAAGAAUUUACGGCGACGAGAACGACGAGUCUAAGGAAUUGGCGAAAGAGUUCGGCGGGAAGAUUCCAGAUGGGGCGUUCUCUAUAGCCGAUAUCCAAGGCUUCUUGACAGAAAAUAAGAAUGACUUAGCCCAAGCGGUUGAGAAAACAGACGCGUGGGUCUAUUCUUGGCAGAAGGAGGUCUCGGCAGAAGGAGGUCUCGGCAGAAGGAGGUCUCGGCAAAAGGGGGGCUUUCAGGAACUUCCGAUUCUGGUGACAAUGUGCUACAGCCGAAUCUGCGACAACUCAAAAUUGGCUCAGAAACUGGGAAUUUGGUAGCGAGCGAUAUUUCCAACGCCGAGAUGUCGCGAUGGGUGGGUGCGCAAUAAUCACGAGGGCGUUCAUUUAGUUAGUCGUCAGCAUCCGGCUGGUGGAGACGUGGGAUUCUUCGGCUCGGCAUUCUGCUGAUAGGAUCGUUCAGAUAUACCAAGAUAGUAACCCGCCAAUCAGGAAGCAUCGCUAGGUUUAGGCUAAAUUAACCGCGCCUGAUCGCAUGUAAAUGCUUGCCCGAGACUAUAAACCACUAGAGGGGAAGGGGGCC
Messenger RNA from Lasiosphaeria miniovina, 928 nucleotides. RefSeq lists its product as uncharacterized. The transcript has a single exon. Lineage: Eukaryota; Fungi; Ascomycota; Sordariomycetes; Sordariales; Lasiosphaeriaceae. The record is from RefSeq and is a predicted model, not a curated record. Bases 145 to 666 code for a protein of 173 amino acids.